GAAUAUUUUUUUAAAGACAUAUUCCAAAAAUUAAAUAUUCAAUGGGAUUAGAUAUCAAUUUAUUAAGAGAAGAUAAAGGUGGUAAUCCAAAUUUGGUAAAGGAGUGGUGUUAAAAAAGAUUUUAAGAUCCAUCAAUAGUUGAUAAAGUGAUAGCCUUAGAUUAAGAAUGGAGAAAAGGUAUGAAAGUUUUAAAUGAUUUUAUUUAGCCAGAUAUAAUCUUGAUUAACUUAAUAAAGAAUAUGGAAUAGCAAAUAAAAAGAUUGCUGAAAAGAAAAAGGCUAAUAAAUAAGAUCCAUGUGUUGAAGAAGUAGAAUAAGCUAAAACAAUAGAUCUUAAAAUAAAAGAAGCUUAAAAAGUAAGAAAUAUAAUGUAAUAAAUAGAUUGAAUAAGAAUAAGAAGUUAUUUUAACAACAACAUUAAAUAAAAUUGGGAAUGUAGUACAUGAAUCAGUACCAGUAUUUAAAGAUGAAGCAUAAAAUAAAACAGAAGUAGAAUGGGGUUAAAUCCCUAAUAUCUAAGUUAAUAGUACUCCAGGUAGAUGUCACCAUCAUGAAAUCUUAUUUAUGAUUGAUGGUGUUGAUCUUAAAAGAGGUUCUAAAAUAGCAGGUCAUAGAGCCUAUUUUCUUAAAGGACCAGGUCUCCUUUUGAAUUAAGCUUUAGUAAGUUAUGGAAUUUAAUUUCUUAAUUAAAGAGGUUAUACCCCGAUUCAAACACCUUACUUUAUGAAAAAAACAUGUAUGGCAGAGACUGCUUAAUUGUCUGAUUUUGAUGAUUAAUUGUAUAAGGUAUUAUUAUUUAUGCAUAUUUAAAUCUAGGUUACUGGUAAUUAAGAAGAUGAAGAACUUUAUCUUAUUGCUACAUCAGAAUAACCUAUUUCUGCUAUGUAUAGAAAAGAAUGGUUAGAACCUAAAGAUCUACCAAUCAAAUAUGGUGGUAGUUCUACUUGUUUUAGAAAAGAAGCUGGAGCUCAUGGUAAAGAUGUUUGGGGAAUUUUCAGAGUUCAUUAAUUUGAAAAAAUUGAGUAGUUUAUUAUUUGUGCUCCUGAAGAUUCAUGGAAAUUUCAUGAAGAAAUGAUUACUGCUGGAUAAGAAUUUGUUAAAUCUUUAGAAUUACCUUAUAGAGUUGUUAAUAUUGUUUCUGGAGCAUUAAAUGAUGCUGCAGCUAAAAAAUAUGAUUUAGAAGCUUGGUUCCCAGGAUAUAAAGAUUAUAGAGAAUUAUAAUCUUGUUCUAAUUGUCUUGAUUAUCAAUCUAGAGCUCUUGAAAUUCGUUUUGGUGCUAAAAAAGGAGAUGAUAAAGAAAAGAAAUAUGUACAUAUGCUUAAUGCAACACUAUGUGCUACUGAAAGAACCUUAUGUUGUAUUUUAGAAAAUUAUUAAACAGAAACUGGAGUUAAAGUACCUGCUGUUUUAGUAAUUUAUUUUCAUUAUUUAUUAAGUAACCAUUUGUUGGCAAGGAUUUCAUUCCAUAUGUUAAACCUUUACCUAAAAAAGAAGAUCUUGGAGCAUGAACAAUAAUAUAUACAAAUAAUAUAUAUUCUU
Molecule: messenger RNA, 1538 nt
Organism: Paramecium sonneborni
Lineage: Eukaryota; Ciliophora; Oligohymenophorea; Peniculida; Parameciidae
Source: the annotation of a GenBank genome assembly